Symbiodinium pilosum is the source of this 1989-nucleotide messenger RNA. Lineage: Eukaryota; Dinophyceae; Suessiales; Symbiodiniaceae. The record is from the annotation of a GenBank genome assembly.
AUGCAAGGAAUGAUCGAGGUCCGCUUGCGAGAAGCCCCAGACGUGGUUUGCCAGUGCACCCCAUCUGGGACUCUUCGCGCCUCCAAGGAUCUACAGGAUCUCAGUCGUGAGGCAGUCCGUAGAGACAAGAAGGAGAGGUUGGAGGCAGCUUGCAACAUCCGGCGGAAGAGUGAAGCCGGGAAGCGAAGGGAAGCCGCAAGCAUUGAGCAGGCUUUAGACAUGGUCGCGCGCGAGAGGAGCCAUGAGUUUCUGUGCCCCUUCCUUCUUUGCGUCUGCCUGCCCGUGGCGAUACUUACGAAUUUGGCUGGCAUCCCACCCACAAGUGGCCUUGGUGCAGUGUUCCUAAGUAUUUUUGCGCUGUCAUUGAGCUUCUGUGCCAGCUGCUUCAUCUCAAUGAAAGUCUCAUGCACUGCAAAAGGGCAUGCUGAAGUUGCUUAUGGUCGUGACGCAGCCUGUUGGACCACUCUGUUCCUACUGCUGGGGCUGUUUACGCUUCUGUUGCUGGUGGCGAUGACGGUGCAGCACAGCCUUCAUGGAUACUGGUGGACGGUGUUUCUGAUUUGGCCAGGAGUUUGCCUCACGUGUUAUUGGGGCGCAAACAGGGCUUUGGAGGGAGCAGGGGAGGUGGACAGUGAAAUUUGGCACAGACGACUACGCGAGGCGGAGGCCAACGUACGUGAGCGAAGCAUCGUCUUCAAGGGCAAAGUCAUCCGGGAGCAAGGCCGAGCCUGCAUCUGCUCGUGGCCAGGGAAGUACGAAGGGGCCUGGGACACGAUGGUUGCCACGGCUCGGGAAGGUAACGUCAGCGCAGCUGUCGUUUUUUUGCCGGAUGGCACUCCGGAGUUUGGCAAGCACAGCCGCAUACCUCAAAACGAGCCUUUCAAAGGGCCAUGCUGGUGCGAGCCCUUGUACGGCGGGAAAAAGCCCUGGGGCUGCCGUUGGUUCGCGCUCUGGAUUCAAAACGUCGAGGAGGCCGUGAAGUCGGGUGCUGUUCUAGAAGUUUACUUCUUUGCCAAUAUGGUUGGCAAAGGGACGGUCGCCACUUUUGCCACGGCAGGUGCCGAAAACAAGCGCAGAGAGCGCCUGGAGGUUCAAAAGGGGAUGUUCACUCAAUCUGCAACCUUCCAGGCUGCAUUGGGCAGCGGCCUGGCUUGCCUCUCCAAGAAGCCACGAGCAGAUAGCUCUUCACCAUAUGACCGCGAAGUGCAUCGGAUAUUCUUGACUUCCCUGACAGAUGAGGAGCGCGAGUUCUUGGAGUCUUCUGAAGGUUUGGGGAACUCGCAGAAGGCGGAAGUCGCGUGGCUGGAGCACAAAGGGUAUGCUUACAUAAAGAGGGAUGUUGCAGACUGGUUGGAGGAGGAGGCAGUGGCAUUGAAGGGGUUGCAGCCGUCGCCAAAGGUGGUCACCAGCAGCAAGACUAUUCCGGACAAGGCACAGAAGGACCUCAUCCUGGCAUCGAUUGCCAUCAAGUACACGCAGUCCAACUCGGUGGGCUACAGCAAGAACGGCAUGAUGGUUGGCGUGGGUGCAGGCCAGCAGAGCCGAGUGGACUGCGUCAAGCUUGCGGGCCGCAAGGUGGCCACUUGGUGGUUGCGCUUCCACCCCAAGGUGAAGGGACUGCCAUUCAAGGACGGCGUCAAGAGGCAGGACCGGGUGAAUGCGCGAGUCCGCUACAUCGAGGGUGAUAUGGAGGAGCUUCGGCAUGUUCUCUGGGAGGCUGAGCGCACCGAGUGGCUGAAGAACUUUGACUCCCCCCCGGAGCCCCUUACGGCGGAAGAGAAGAGCACCUUCCUGAAAGGCCUGGACGAUGUCGCCAUCUCAUCCGAUGCCUUCUUCCCCUUCCGGGAUUCCAUUGACCAUGCCACCAGGCUGGGCGUGAAGUUUGUGGCCCAGCCUGGUGGGUCUGUGGCAGACAAGGAGGUCAUCGAUGCCUGCAACACUUAUGGCAUGACCAUGGCCUUCACACAGCUGCGGCUCUUCCAUCACUGA